Molecule: messenger RNA, 456 nt
Organism: Pelobates cultripes (western spadefoot toad)
Lineage: Eukaryota; Metazoa; Chordata; Amphibia; Anura; Pelobatidae
Source: the annotation of a GenBank genome assembly
AUGGAUAGCACAUUGGCUGUCCAACAGUACAUUCAACAGAAUAUAAGAAAUGAUUGUUCCGAUAUUGACAAAAUCCUGGAGCCCCUAGAAGGGCCUUCGACCACUUCGGAGAACAACUCUGGGCUAAGCUUGCUGAACAGGCACAGAGACCAGCGGUCAGACAUCUCUCGACUGCCCACUACAACAAUUAAACCAAAGCCUGCACUACACCGCAAUGCCGAACUACUGACCAUGUUGAUGUUAAAGGAAGAGCGCCGUCACUUACCUGCUCCUCACCACAUUCUGGAAGAUCUGCCACAAGCAGCUCACAGCCUCUGGUUCUCGCUCAGCAAGGCCAGUGCCAUGCAAAGAGACAAGCCUGGAGACCUGCUCCUGGGGCUGGACACAACCGGUACUACGCAGUCACAAAAGCGACCAUUGUUGCUUGGAACUGGAGAGGUACCCCCUCAAGUCUAG